Armigeres subalbatus is the source of this 464-nucleotide messenger RNA. RefSeq names its product NADH dehydrogenase [ubiquinone] 1 alpha subcomplex subunit 2 (gene ND-B8). Bases 84 to 371 code for a protein of 95 amino acids. The record is from RefSeq and is a predicted model, not a curated record. NCBI's taxonomy places the organism in Eukaryota, Metazoa, Arthropoda, Insecta, Diptera, Culicidae. The transcript has 3 exons.
CAUUUUAUUUCCAAACGCGAGACCGUUCCAUUAUUUUGUGUGGCCUGCAGCUGGAGGAACUUUUCUUCGAUUAAAUCGUAAUAAUGAGGCUAUCACUACUGCGGGCUGCCCGUUUGAACCCCGCCGUAAAAGAACUACGGUUGCAUCUGUGUCAGACCGGCGAAGAAUCUAAAGGAGUGCGAGAUUUCAUCAGCAGCGGGUAUGCUCAGCUAAAACGGGAGAAUCCUAAACUGCCGAUUCUGGUUCGAGAAUGCAGCGGUGUUCAACCAAGGCUUUGGGUUCGUUUUGAACUAGGCAAGGAGAAAUCAGUUACUCUCACAAAUGCUGGAGCCGCGGAUGUUGCUAAGCACAUUGCCGAUCUGGGAAAAUAGAUUUAGAGACUUAAAAUCCCAAUAGUUGAUUUGGUUUGUCCGAAAUGGAGUAAUAAAUAAAAUUGUGUCUUGCAGAGUGCGGAGGAAAUGUAA